AUGUCGAAGAAUCAUCCCGAUGAGGAUGAAACAAACCUAUCCUCUGCCGUUGAUUUUCACCUUCGUGAUCGCUUCAAACUAGAAUAUUCAGCUGAGAAUGAAACUAUGAUAGAGAGAUCUGUGCUGAUACAUAGAGCGGUGUUGAGCUCUGUUGAGCGUCUUUUUGCCAUAUUGUUGGAACAGUACAAAGGAAAAUUCCCCUUCUGGCUUAGUCCCCGCCAGGCCAUAGUUUGCUCUGUUUCAGAGGAUUAUCGUUCCUACGCAGACAAGGUGAGAGAUCAAAUUCACGAAGCUGGCUACUAUGUUGAUGUUGACACAACGGAUAGAAACGUCAGUGACAAGGUGCAAGAAGCUCAGGUUGCACACUACAACUACAUACUAGUCGUGGGUGAUGAAGAGGCUAGAACGGGACAGGUGACUGUUUGGCUUAGAGACGAAAUGAUGAGCAUCGAGACUCUGUCGGAUGAAUUCAAAUUGAAGACGGCCAACUUUCUUUGA
Arabidopsis thaliana (thale cress) is the source of this 498-nucleotide messenger RNA. Its product is annotated as Class II aaRS and biotin synthetases superfamily protein. Gene Ontology annotation, biological process: threonyl-tRNA aminoacylation. The transcript is spliced from 5 exons. Gene Ontology annotation, molecular function: threonine-tRNA ligase activity; ATP binding. The coding region runs from base 1 to 498 and encodes 165 amino acids. NCBI's taxonomy places the organism in Eukaryota, Viridiplantae, Streptophyta, Magnoliopsida, Brassicales, Brassicaceae. The record is from RefSeq and is marked reviewed. Gene Ontology annotation, cellular component: cytoplasm.